AUGACGGACAAACUACCCCCACAGCUGCUACAGCUGUUCGCUCCCAGACCUGCUCUGCGAUACCUGCCGCCAUGCGACCACGCUCCCGAGGACCGCCGCACGCCCAAGAUCUCUGGUGUCGCUCAAUACGUCCAGGCCGCAAAGGAAUACGAUGACGGCUAUGUCCCUACCGAGAGUUGGCUCCAAAAGAAGGACCGUCAAAAGAUGGAGAGAGACGAGGCUGCCCAAUACCGCAUCACUGAGGGCUACAAGAACGAAUUCAAGCCCCAUGAGGACCCCAAUGUUGUCGGCGACCCAUUGAAGACGCUUUUCGUCUCUCGUCUCAGCUACAACACCGAAGUCAAGGACCUCGAGCGCGAGUUCGGUCGCUAUGGUCCCAUUGAGCGCAUUCGUCUCGUCGAGGACACAACCACACCUACCCCCAAAAAGAAGCACCGCGGUUAUGCUUUCAUUGUUUUCGAGAGAGACUCUGAUAUGAAGGCUGCCUACAAAGACGCCGAUGGUAUUCGCAUCAAAGACAGACGUAUCCUGGUCGACGUUGAGCGUGGCCGUACAGUCAAAGAAUGGCGUCCUCGUAGAUACGGCGGUGGCCUUGGUGGCCGUCAUUACACAAAGGCUGCUCCUCCUCGUCCCUCUGGCUACGGUGCACCCUCUGGACCUGGAGGCUUCGGUGGUGGCCGUGGCGGUUUCGGCGGCGGUGGCUUCAGAGGUGGUUUCCGUGGUGGAAGAGGAGGAGGUGAUAGAGGCGGCUUCAGGGGCGGCUUUGGUGGAGGUGACAGAGGUGGGUACGGUGGUGGUGGCGGCGGCGGCAGAGGCGGUGUUGGCUACGGCAAUGGCUUCCCUGAAGGCGCACCGUCCGGGCCUCGCGGGCCAAGAGGCGGUGGCUUUGGAGGCGGCCGUGACAGCUACGGCGGUGGCCGCGAUGGCGGUCGUGAUAGCUACUCUGGCGGCGGCUCAAGAUACGGCGAGAGACCGCCCCGCGACAGCUAUGGAGGUAGCGGCGGCAAUCGCGAACCUAUUGGAGGCGGAGAGCGUGGCGGUGGUGGCUACCGCGACCGCGACCGUGAACGCGACAACGACCGCAAGCGACCCUACGAUGGAAACGGUGGCUACGACGAAUCGCGCAAGCAAAGAAGGUACUGA
Aureobasidium pullulans EXF-150 is the source of this 1143-nucleotide messenger RNA. RefSeq names its product RNA-binding domain-containing protein. Gene Ontology annotation, biological process: mRNA splicing, via spliceosome. NCBI's taxonomy places the organism in Eukaryota, Fungi, Ascomycota, Dothideomycetes, Dothideales, Saccotheciaceae. The record is from RefSeq and is a predicted model, not a curated record. Gene Ontology annotation, cellular component: U1 snRNP; precatalytic spliceosome; U2-type prespliceosome. Gene Ontology annotation, molecular function: mRNA binding; U1 snRNA binding. The transcript is spliced from 4 exons. Bases 1 to 1143 code for a protein of 380 amino acids.